Messenger RNA from Helianthus annuus (common sunflower), 2560 nucleotides. Its product is annotated as ABC transporter B family member 26, chloroplastic. NCBI's taxonomy places the organism in Eukaryota, Viridiplantae, Streptophyta, Magnoliopsida, Asterales, Asteraceae. Bases 194 to 2284 code for a protein of 696 amino acids. The record is from RefSeq and is a predicted model, not a curated record. Gene Ontology annotation, molecular function: ATP binding; ABC-type transporter activity; ATP hydrolysis activity. The transcript has 18 exons. Gene Ontology annotation, cellular component: membrane. Gene Ontology annotation, biological process: transmembrane transport.
CACGCCACAUCAACGUACUUAAAACGUCGUCGUACCUCAAAUUCCAAAACGCACUCCCACGUCACCACACAUUAGCCACUCGCCGCCAGUCAUUCGUCACCGAUAACAUCCUCCUCCAAUUCCCGUCAAAUUCAGUUAAUUUUCCGUCAAAUUCCGUUAAUUUACCGUCAAAUUCCGUUAAAUGUAACAAACAAUGGCUUUGAUUCUUAACAACCAUCACUCCGGCUUCAUUUACUCAAACAUUCAACCAAAAAAGUUCAAUUUCAACAAGCAAUUUAGGGCUCGAAUAUGUUACCGGAGAGUUAACAACAACAGACUCGUUCGUGUUACGAAUUCAGCGUCGGUGAAUGGAUAUAGUGUACGGAAUCGUGAUGAUAGUGAAGAGGUUGUUGCGGAUUACGGUGGCGAUGAGGUGGUGGGAGUGUCGGAGAGGUUGUUGAGAGUUGUUCGGUUGAUUCCGGCGUUGCUUCCCGGUGGAAAAUGGUGGAGGUUUCUUGAUGAAGUGGAGGUUGCGCAGAAUGCGAAACCGGUUACUUUGUUUCGGGCUCUUGGACGGAUGUGGGGAUUGAUUUCGAAUGAUCGUUGGGUUAUAUUUUCUGCGUUUUCGGCCCUAAUUAUAACUGCGCUUACAGAGAUCUCCAUUCCUCAUUUCCUGACAGCGUCUAUAUUUUCGGCCCAAAGUGGAAAUACAACAGUAUUCCGUUCAAAUGUGAAGCUAUUGAUGUUUUUAAGUGUCACUUCUGGUAUUUGCAGUGGUCUAAGAGGUUGCUGGUUUGGCAUUGCAAACAUGAUUCUUGUAAAACGAAUGAGGGAAACGUUAUAUUCCAUCCUUCUUCUCCAGGAUAUUAACUUUUUUGACUCUGAAAGUAUUGGUGAUUUGACUAGUCGAUUAGGUUCAGAUUGUCAGCAGGUGUCACGGGUUAUCGGGAAUGAUCUUAACUUAAUAUUGAGGAAUCUUCUUCAGGCAACAGGGGCUUUGAUCUACUUGUUAGUGUUGUCUUGGCCACUUGGCUUAUGCACAUUGGCCAUAUGCACUACUUUAUCGUUAAUUAUGUAUCGAUAUGGACAGUACCAGAAGAAAGCAGCCAGGUUAACACAAGAGUACACUGCGUCUGCAAAUGAAGUUGCACAAGAGACAUUUUCUUUAAUGAGAACAGUCCGAGUUUAUGGAACUGAGCAUAAAGAACUUGAAAGGUACACCACUUGGAUGGAAAAACUAGCUCAUAUAAGCUUGAGAACAAGUGCUGCAUAUGGAAUUUGGAAUUGUAGUUUCAACACUCUUUAUCAUUCUACACAGGUUGUUGCUGUGCUGGUAGGAGGAAUGUCUAUAAUGGCUGGUCAUAUAACAGCUGAGCAACUUACAAAGUUCAUAUUGUACAGUGAAUGGCUAAUUUACUCAACAUGGUUUGUGGGCGACAAUUUAUCAUCACUAAUGCAAUCUGUUGGUGCAAGUGAAAAGGUAUUCCAGCUGAUGGAUCUUGUGCCUAGUCACCAGUUCACUUCAAGCGGGUCAAAGUUGCCAAAUUUGAAGGGUCGUAUUGAGUUUGUGAAUGUAUCAUUUAGCUAUACAUCAAGGGAGACGGUGCAUGUAUUAAAAGAUAUAAACAUUACUAUGAAUCCUUAUGAAGUAGUUGCACUUGUUGGUCUUAGUGGUAGUGGGAAAAGCACAAUUGUGAAUCUUCUACUUCGUCUAUAUGAACCAACAAGUGGCCAGAUUUUGAUCGAUGGAUCUCCUCUAAAAGAUUUGGAUAUCAAGUGGCUUAGAGAAAGAAUCGGAUAUGUUGGACAGGAGCCUAGGCUUUUUCGGAUGGAUGUGAAAUCGAAUAUAGCGUAUGGAUGUACGCGAGAUGUAACUCAAGAGGAUAUUGAACGGGCAGCCAAACAAGCAUACGCGCAUGACUUUAUUACCACAUUGCCUGAUGGCUAUAAUACAAUUGUUGAUGAUGAUUUACUUAGUGGAGGACAAAAACAAAGAAUCGCAAUUGCCCGCGGGAUUCUUAGGGACCCGUCUAUAUUGAUUCUUGAUGAAGCUACUAGUGCUUUAGACGCAGAGAGUGAAUACAACAUCAAGGGUGUACUUCGUGCUUCUGGAGAUAACUUUAAGAGGACUGUCAUAAUAAUCGCGCACAGACUGUCCACUGUACAAGCAGCAGAUAGAAUAGUCGUCAUGGACCGUGGCCAGAUCGUUGAGAUGGGAAAUCACAAAGAACUUCUACUUAAAGAUGGAUUGUAUGCGCGAUUAACCAGAAGACAAGUUGAUGCACAAGUUGAUGCCGUGGGAUGACACCUGAAACAUAUAUAAUCUGAUUAAAUAUGUUGUUAUGGUCAAAACACGAAUACGUUAUACCCAUGGCUGUAAAUCAUGGAUUGGAAUGAGAUGCAGCUGCAAAUCCCUUAAUUUAUUGAAGGGUAAGUGAGAAUACAAGAAUUAAUGUCAAUCAUGGAUUUGUAGAUUCAUCAUGAUGAAAUGCUAAUUGUUGUCUUUUUUCACCAAAUUGUAAUAUGACUUCAUUGUUGCAAAAUUGGCUAGUGACAUGUUACUUCUAUCUUUAUUUAUAUU